Messenger RNA from Monascus purpureus, 1656 nucleotides. The record is from the annotation of a GenBank genome assembly. NCBI's taxonomy places the organism in Eukaryota, Fungi, Ascomycota, Eurotiomycetes, Eurotiales, Aspergillaceae.
AUGAAAUUCCCAUCCUCGCCAGCCCAUGACUCAACGCGUUUCCGCUCUUCCUUCUCAGUGCCCCCGCGUCGCGGCAGCCUUGAAGCCGAACAUGAAUUCUUCACGACACGAGGUCAGCAUCUGCCUGACAUAGUCAGGCGGCUAUCUUUAUCAACAAGCCCGAUAGCAUUGCGCCUUCCAAAGUACCAUGCGCAACCAGAAGGAAGGCCGGGAAGAGACAGUGGGGAAUAUGCGACGGGUGCUGAGGAUGAAGAGAUCGGCUCCGAUUCGUUUUUGCAGACGAGGAGAGGCAUGAGGUUGAUUGGAAAGAAUAAUAAUCCUCGGUAUCAGUGGCAUCGAUAUUUCAAGACAACCGAAGAGUUGCGGCAAAUGCGAAAGCCGAUCCGGGAAUACUACGAGCGGAACAACUAUCUCAUCUCCGAGUAUAUUUACAUCGACCGACUGCUUGACUCGCCUUUACCUCGCAGGUUGAUCGAAGAAUACAACGAAAACAAUCCGGCGCCUACUACAACCGGUGGCUCCUCGCCUGUAUGGAUGCAAGACAGAAGUGCGCUCUCGCCUGGCCAGCACUUGGCAACGAAUGGCACAGGCACGACACAUGCAGAUAUUACCGCGCAGGAAAUCGCCAGGAUAAAACGGACCCCGCGGAAUCUGUACCGCAUUCCAAGCAGCAGUGCCUCCAUCUCAUCUACCUUACCCGAUGAAGAACAGCCUCUUCUCCAUGAUAUCGCGGCGGUCAGCGAAUCCUUUGUCGAUACCGGUGAUCAUGUAGUCAUGGUUGCCAUCUGGAUUAACCUUGCAGCCAACAUCGUGCUUCUUAUAGCCAAGGUGGUGGUCAUGACAUUAACUAGUUCCAUGUCCGUGCUUGCUAGUUUAGUGGAUGGGGCUCUGGACUUCCUCAGCACUGCAAUCGUGUGGACUACAACCAACCUGAUCAUGAAACAAGAUCGGUAUCGAUACCCAGUUGGUCGACGACGACUGGAGCCUCUUGGCAUCCUGAUCUUCUCGGUGAUCAUGGUUUCGUCCUUUUUCCAGGUCGCCCUUGUAUCCUUCCAACGCUUGAUAUCGUCCGACCAUGCCCUGAUUGAACUUACUCCGCCGGCUAUUGGUAUCAUGGCUGGAACUGUUGUGGUCAAGCUUUUGUGCUGGAUCUGGUGCCGACUAGUGAAAAACUCCAGCGUCCAGGCUCUGGCCCAAGACGCGAUGACAGAUGUGAUUUUCAAUAUAUUCAGCAUCAUAUUCCCUCUGGUCGGCUCCUUUACACAACUGUGGUACCUCGACCCGCUCGGCGGUCUCCUCCUCUCACUGUACAUCAUGUGGAACUGGGGCAGUACCACAGCCGAACAUAUCCCCCGGUUGACAGGCGCGACAGCAUCACCCGAUGAACGCAACGUUCUGCUGUACAUGACCAUGCGGUUCUCCAAACUCAUUGAGAAAAUCCAAGGCCUGCAAGCAUAUCACGCGGGUGACAAGCUGAUUGUCGAGGUUGAUAUCGUCAUGGAUGAGAAGACGAGUCUUCGUGAUAGCCAUGAUCUUGGUGAGAGCUUGCAGUAUAUGCUGGAGAGCGUGCCGACGGUUGAUCGGGCUUUUGUGCAUUUGGAUUAUGCGUCGUGGAACCUUCCGACUCAUAUGAACCAGCAGGAAAAUGAUUUGUAA